AUGGAAUCAAGGAACAAUGUAACUUACUUUGUCCUCCUGGGCCUCACACAGAAUACAAAAGAGCAAAAAGUCCUUUUUGUUAUAUUCUUGCUCUUCUACAUUUUGACUGUGGUGGGAAACCUACUCAUUAUCGUGACUAUAAUUGUCAGUAAGACCCUGAACUCACCGAUGUACUUUUUUCUUGCUAGCUUGUCAUCUAUGGAUGUCGCUUACUCCUCUUCUAUUGCCCCCAGAUUGAUUUCAGACUUGUUCUUUGGGGAAAAUACCAUACCCUUUGAAUGUUGCAUGACACAGCUCUUUAUAGAUCACUUUUUUGGUGGAUCAGAGGUCUUCCUUCUGUUGGUGAUGGCCUAUGACCGCUAUGUGGCCAUCUGUAAGCCUUUGCAUUACUUGGUUAUCAUGAGGCAAAGGGUGUGUGUUGUGCUGCUGGUUUUGUCCUGGGUUGGAGGGUUUCUACACUCAGUAAUUCAACUUAGCACUAUUUAUGGGCUCCCAUUCUGUGGCCCCAAUGUCAUUGAUCACUUUACAUGUGACAUGUACCCCUUAUUGAAACUGGUCUGUACUGAUACUUAUGUCAUUGGCAUCUUAGUGGUGGCCAAUGGAGGACUGAUCUGCUCUAUUGUGUUUCUGCUCUUAAUCAUCUCCUAUGGAAUCAUCUUGCACUCUUUAAAGAACCUGAGUCAAGAAGGGAGGAGGAAAGCCCUCCAGACCUGUGGUUCCCACAUCACUGUGGUUGUCUGCUUCUUUGUUCCCUGUAUUUUCACAUAUGCAAGACCUGCUAAAACCUUUCCCAUUGACAAAUCACUGAGUGUGUUUUAUACAGUCAUAACCCCCAUGCUGAACCCAUUAAUCUACAGUCUAAGAAAUUCUGAGAUGACUAAUGCUAUGAAGAAGCUCUGGAGAAAUAAAGGCAGAUCAAGUCAAAUUAGCUCAUUAUCCCUUAUGAAGUUAGUAAUUUAUCAUUAG
This is a messenger RNA of Hippopotamus amphibius kiboko, 966 nucleotides long. RefSeq names its product olfactory receptor 4A47-like. Gene Ontology annotation, biological process: G protein-coupled receptor signaling pathway. The record is from RefSeq and is a predicted model, not a curated record. Gene Ontology annotation, molecular function: G protein-coupled receptor activity; olfactory receptor activity. The transcript has a single exon. Gene Ontology annotation, cellular component: membrane. NCBI's taxonomy places the organism in Eukaryota, Metazoa, Chordata, Mammalia, Artiodactyla, Hippopotamidae. Bases 1 to 966 code for a protein of 321 amino acids.